AUGGUAGAGAAAGAAGAUCAAUUUAGUUUUACAUCAAUAAACCUGAAAAAAGCAAAAGGGUUUAUGAAAAUGUACCCAAAAGGUAAAGAGAGCGGCGCAGUUAUGCAACUACUAUAUCUGGUCCAAGAGCAGGUCGGAUGGAUACCUGAACUUGCCAUGCGUUACGUUGCUGACUUAUUGAAUGUUCCACACAUGCGUGUAUAUGAAGUAGCAAAUUUCUAUACUAUGUAUAACAUGAAUCCAGUGGGUAAGUACUUAAUACAAGUCUGCAGAACUACCCCUUGUUGGCUGUGUAAUAGUGAAGAAAUUCUAGAUGCCUUCAAAAAGAGGCUAGGUAUUGAUAUUGGUGAAACAACUAAGGAUAAUCUAUUUACUCUCACAGAAGUUGAAUGCCUUGGUACAUGUGUCAAUGCUCCUGUAGUACAAAUCAACAACGAUUUCUAUGAAAAUCUUACUCCUGAAAAAGUGGAAGACAUCAUAACAAAGCUUUCCAAUGAGUAG
Molecule: messenger RNA, 501 nt
Organism: Cinara cedri
Lineage: Eukaryota; Metazoa; Arthropoda; Insecta; Hemiptera; Aphididae
Source: the annotation of a GenBank genome assembly